Molecule: messenger RNA, 1595 nt
Organism: Ectocarpus sp. CCAP 1310/34
Lineage: Eukaryota; Phaeophyceae; Ectocarpales; Ectocarpaceae
Source: the annotation of a GenBank genome assembly
AUGCUCAUGGUCGCCGUGGCCGAGUUCGACAAGGACCCCAAGGUGACGGCGGACAUGGUCAAUAUCGGAACACAAGUGGAGUAUACAGGCAAGGAGGGCAGGUCGGCGGGGAAGACGACGACGGUGGUGACUGACGCGGAGGCCCUGUGGGCCAUGCUCUACGCUGACGACGCGGCCAUCGUCUCGCGCUCGCCGGAGAGUCUCGAGAAGAUGAUGUCGGUCAUCGUGCGCGUGGCCGGCCUGUUCGGACUGAUGGUAUCGGAGCCAAAGACGGAGAUCAUGUGCAUGCUGCCGAACGGGAUCGAGGAACGCCCGUUCACGGUCAGCGCCGCCGGCCAGUCGUACAAGCAGACAGAUCGGUUUGUGUACCUCGGACGUGCCAUCUCCGCGGACGGGAAGGCCGACCGGGAGAUCACGAGCCGCAGCUGCCGAGCGUGGAAGUGCUUCCGCCGGAAUAGUGCUUCGAUGUACGACAGGCCACGGGCCAACCGCCCGCUCAAGAUCCGGCUACUCCAGGCUGAAGUGGUGGAGACUCUCCUGUAUGGGUGCGCCUCGUGGAGCCUAACAGCGGAGCACUACACGAAGCUCAAUGGGACCCACCGCCAGUUCCUCACACGGUGCAUCGGCUGGAGCAAGCGGAAACGCUCCGACCGCCCCCUGUCCUAUGCCCAGGCCCUCAUCCAGGCAGGCUGCGAGGAAACCAUCGAGGCCACCGUGCGCAAACGGAGACUGUGUUUCGCGGGCUUUGUCAUGCGCAUGAAGGACAGCCGCCUCCCCAAGCGCAUGCUGUUAGGAGCGAUGGCGGGGGGCGUGGGAUACCGGGGCAGGCAGGAGAGCGACUGGGUGUCUCGUCUAGGAGAGGACCUCGUGGCCUUCAACAUGAGAGACGAAAAGCAAGGGGGUAAAUGGAGAGAGAGCGCCAAGGACCCGCAGGUGUGGUACAACAAGGUCGAGUACGGAGCGUCAUGGUUCAUGAGGAAAUGGCACAGGCAGGAGGCGGAAGCGUCAGCGAAGCGCCAGCGCGCGAGGGAAGCAGAAGCAGGGAGUGAGUACGGCCAUCUCAGGACCGAAGAGAAAGAGGGCCAGGGAAGCGGCGGUGGGGGGGAAGAAACGGCGACCGGGCACUGCUGUAGAAGCGAGUAGGGCGGUCGAGGCAGCACUUGUGGCGAACUAUGUACCCGGCUGAUGUUGUUGUCCUCUGUUUCCUUCCCUGCUGUAUGCUAUACUCCGUUAUGUAUGUCCUUUGUAUUGCCUUCGNACGAGAGCGCCAAGGAUCCGCAGGUGUGGAGGCGNCAUAACGUCCCUGCCUACUCUGCUGUGUUGGGUACCUUGAUCUCGCUUUGCUGUUGCCUUUGUUUUUGUACGUCUGGCUGUCUGCCCAUCUGCCGCCUCUUUGUCCUGUUUGCUCCGUUACUCUCAUGCCGUGGUGCGUAGUGCCUGGUGCUGGUACGUUACCCUUUGAUUUUUUCUUCAGGCGGGUGUGGGAAGCGUCCUCCUUUAUUUUUGUUUUUGUUUUAUUUUGAUCGGUUUCCGAGUGCUCUUUUCUCGAACGGUCGGUGCGGUACCUGUUAUUUUCUUUCUAUCAUUUUGUUUUU